UCUGGGCUGGUCCUGACGGGCUGGCUGGGCUCCGGGCGGCUUGUCUGUGUCGAUCCAGACUUGGUGGGGGGGGAGAGAGAGAGAGAAAGAGAGAGAGAGAGAGAGACGACCACGGAGUUGAGACGCAGAAGAGACGCGGCUGGAGGGGGGACGCACUGGAAGCGCGCGGCUCUCACCUCGGCAUCUGGGAAAAAAAAAAAAAAAAAAAAACGCACCGAAGAGGAAAGAGACGAUCCUCCCCCCUCCACCCCGACACCAACACCAACCAACCCGCCCGACCCGCCCUACCCACCACUCCGUGCCAUCCCUCCGCUCUGAACCGCCCUCCCACUCCCCCCCCCCCCCCCCCCCCCCCCCCCCCCCCCCCCCCCCUCCCACCCUUCCCGGAGAACCACGACCACCCGGAGGAAACCCCCACUUGACCAGCGUUGCCAUUGAGCGAUGCGCUUUGAAUUUAAGAAGAAAUCACCUUUGCGCUUCUGAUGCGCAACACAGCCGACGCGCUUCGUUUUUCCUCGGCGGGGGGAACUGUUGGCGGAUUUUUGGGUGUUUACACUUCUUUUUUUUUUUUCUCUCUUCUUCUUUUUUGACGGGUGUCCAGCGGCCUGAUAACAUGCAGAGGUUCCCCCCCACCAGCCCAGACAGAGCUGUCACCCUUUAGAUAAGUCUUUAUUUAACCGAACAGCUGCCUCCGAGCGCAUGUUUGAUUUUUCCAUGCUUAGAAAUAAACCUGACAAUGGUCUGGGAGCGGACCGCCUCUCCAGACACCUAGUGACAUUUUCUCAAGACGUGUCAGCCGCGUGUUUGGUCUUCGCCGGGGGAGAAGCGACGGAUUGACGGGGAGUGGGCAGAGCGACGCCGCCGGAGCCGCAGCGGGACUUUGCGUGUGAAGUUUGCGCCGUGGGGGGAGACCGGAGACAUCUCGGCCACAUCCGCGGCGUUUUCCGCUGUAAAGUUGGGAGGUCGGCGAGUUGCGGUCAUGCUGUCCUUGGACGAGCCCCUGGACCUGAAGCUCCCUCGGCGAGCCAAUGGAAAGGACAGAGGGGCGCGCUCCCCCGCCCUCUCCCCGCUACACCCCAAACGUGCACGCCAGACGCUCCAUAUGGCGGACGACGGGACGGCAGUGAUAGAGCCGGCCUCACCAGCAUCGCCACGCACAGGUGUGCAGGUGGUCCCUCACGACCGGACGGACACUCCCACCCCUCCUGCGGUGGACCUCAGCAUGUCCCCCUCCUCUCGCAACACGCCCAGCUCUCCGGAAAUGACCAACGGCCACUACAUCCCCUCAGGGAAUUCUCACAUCUCGCAGGCCUUUCAGUUCUUCGUGCCAAUCGGAGCUGGGACAGGUCUUCACCUGCCGUCCUCCAUGUUCAUUGGCCAGACGAGUGACAAGAGGGCCUCUCCGGACCUCUCAGCAGACGAACAGCUGGCCUGCCGCUGGAAGAAGUGCCAUCUGCUCUUUGAUUCCCUGCAAGACCUGGUGGACCACGUUAAUGACUUCCAUGUAAAGCCUGAAAAGGAUUCUGGGUACUGCUGCCACUGGGAGGGCUGUGCUCGCAAAGGGAGGGGGUUUAACGCCAGGUACAAAAUGCUAAUCCACAUUCGCACCCACACUAACGAGAAACCGCAUCGCUGUCCCACCUGCAACAAGAGCUUCUCGCGCCUGGAGAACCUUAAGAUCCACAAUCGCUCACACACAGGUGAGAAGCCCUACAUCUGUCCUUACGAGGGAUGCAACAAGCGCUACUCCAACUCCAGCGACCGCUUCAAACACACACGCACUCAUUACGUCGACAAACCCUACUACUGCAAGAUGGUGGGCUGUCUGAAGCGCUACACAGACCCCAGCUCCCUCCGCAAGCACAUCAAGGCCCACGGCCACUUCGUGGCCCCGGAGCAGGGCUCGUCAGGGGGGGUGGGCUCGCUGCUGAAGGGAAGUCAGAGCGGGGGGCUCGCCGGCGGCGGAGGGAAAGAUUCCGAGCUGCCCUACGUGAGCGGGGCCCACAUCAUCAUCCCCGGCGCCGCGGCGGCUCUCCUGGGGGGCCACGCCCUGCAGGGUCUGGGCGGCGGCCUGCCCCUGUCCCCCCUCAGCCCCCGGCCCCUGGACCUCAGCACGCUGGGCUGCCCCAGCUCCCCCCCGGGCGGCCUGGGGGGCACGUCCAUCCUGUCCUUCAACAGUCUGGCCAAGUCCCCCCUGCUGUCCCCGGCGUUCCCCUCCUCGGCGCUGGGCCUGCCGAUGGUGCCCGUGCUGGGCGCCGCGUCGGAGCGCCGGGCCCCGGGCCUCCAGGGGAAGAAAGGCCGCGGGGAGGAGGCGGAGAACGAGGUGACCGGGGGGGUCCUGAACCUCUCCACGGGAGGGUCUCAUGAUCCCCUAUCCUGGGUGGUCAUCCCCCCAGGCACUGUGGUGCUCAAGCCAGCUGUGGUCAACUGAUAGACACACAUAUCCACACACACACGCACACACACACACACACACACAAUAAUACAAACCCACAUUCCAGAAGAGCUCAGGGGGUUGGGAUGGGAGGGUAUUAGCGGUCAAAGGUGACAGGGAUUGGCUUGCACAAUCAUAUCCACGCGAUGCUUUUUGAAGAGAUGUUCGAGGAAAAGAGAGGACGACAGAAAUACGAAUAAAUCCUACAAUCAGAAAAGAAAACAUUUUUUGCUUCGCAACAAUCAAGUGAACAACGCAAGCCUCUUGUUUAGGUUGGGAAGCUAAACCAGGGGUCCAAACACUCUGUUCAGGAACACGUACGGCUGCCCGUUCUCCUCCUGUUUUGUACUUCGUGCAUUCCUGUUUGCCGUCUCUCCGGACGAGGACCACGAACUCGACCGUCUCAGUGCUCCGUGUUCGUACACAAGUCCCGACUCACCCGUUAAGUAUUUAUAUGAACUGUACUUUUUGACAGUGUGCCUCCAGCUUAAGCCGUGAGAUACAUGCACCAUGAAUGACGCACUCGCCGUGCACGCCACAGGAAAACCCUUCACCCUAUCAUAAAGUCGUGACCUAUUUUUCACAGGUUGCUGUGAUCAAUAAGAUUCAGACAAGCUUGCCAGACCAAAGCAAGUGAACUCAAACGGUCUUGUAUUUUGUACAGUUAAACACAACACUUCAUAGUGUCAGCUGGUGAUAGUAUUUGAAACCUCAAAACUGCUGCUAACCUCUCGGCUCCCCCCCUCCCCAGUAACGCGGGGAAGAGCUGUUUUGUUUUUUGACAAUCUGUCCC
Messenger RNA from Salarias fasciatus (jewelled blenny), 3227 nucleotides. It is a transcript of the gene glis2b, whose product is annotated as GLIS family zinc finger 2b. Gene Ontology annotation, cellular component: nucleus. The transcript has 7 exons. Gene Ontology annotation, biological process: regulation of transcription by RNA polymerase II. Lineage: Eukaryota; Metazoa; Chordata; Actinopteri; Blenniiformes; Blenniidae. Bases 980 to 2431 code for a protein of 483 amino acids. The record is from RefSeq and is a predicted model, not a curated record. Gene Ontology annotation, molecular function: RNA polymerase II cis-regulatory region sequence-specific DNA binding; DNA-binding transcription factor activity, RNA polymerase II-specific.